Messenger RNA from Sclerotinia trifoliorum, 1342 nucleotides. Lineage: Eukaryota; Fungi; Ascomycota; Leotiomycetes; Helotiales; Sclerotiniaceae. The record is from the annotation of a GenBank genome assembly.
UCCUGACAUCUAUUUACCCCUCAUUUGUUCUUUCAAUUUCUAUUUGCCCUCAAAUAUUGGAGUCGUCAUUCUAGAACAUGCUGGCACUCAAUUGAAUAUUGAUUAUUACAUCACCCAAAGUAAUUUCUAGCGCAUACCAGAAGUCCCAACACUCCAUCAGAUCAAAUAUUUAAAGGUAGGCUCAGUCUCUGUAUAGCCUCUUCUCUUUCUUCUACAUCAACACAAGAAUCAUCAAAACAAUUCAUGCAAUCUUGCUAUCGAAAAGCUACAAGACUUCCAGUCGUAACAACUAUUAAACGAAUUCUCAAACCACAAACAACUACACGCAAAAUGUCUCUCUUCCCAAGAUCCUAUCUCACAAACGAAGCUACCUCCUUUCACCCUCUUUUCCGCCUUCUCGAUGACUUCGAUCAAUACAGCAGCGGCCGCAGCGGCGACAGCCACCGUCAUGGCCGCAACAACGUCAUGAAGACCUGGACUCCUAAAUUCGACGUCAAGGAAGCCGGCGACGUUUAUGAACUUCAAGGUGAACUCCCAGGUAUUGAACAAAAAGAUAUCGAUAUCGAAUUCAUUGAUGAUCAAACACUCAACAUCCGUGGACGUACCGAGCGCUCUUACACUUCCGGCACUCCACCGGCUGGUUUCGUCGAGGAUGAACCCAAAUCUGGUCAAAUCACUGAAGGUGGUGAGGGCGAGCACAAGGACAAGGCCCAUCAACCAACCGUCGAAGACGAAGGUGCGGAAAAUCAACAGGGCAACCAGCAAGUCACCAAACACGAAGAGAAAAAGUCCGAGAAGCCUGACCACAGAUACUGGGUUUCUGAGCGUAGCGUUGGUGAAUUCUCUCGAUCAUUUAGCUUCCCAGUUCGCGUCAAUCAGGAUGAGGUUAAGGCUAGCAUGAAGAAUGGUAUUCUUAGCAUUGUCGUUCCAAAGGCUAAGAAGCAAGAAAGCCGCAAGAUCACCAUUCAGUAAAUCUUCACUUUACGAUUUUCUGAUCGCCUCUUACGACAUUACGAAGGAAUUGAUGAAAGGGAGUUAGCAAUGAGUAUUUUGAUAUUGGCAUUUUUAGUGACGGAUUUAACUACGGUGUUUCUGUGAGGGAAAGGGGGAGGAUCACAAACGAAAAUGAAUUCGAUUUCGGAGGGUGUUAAUGGGAGGAGUUUCACAGUGCGAGAGUUUAAUUUUCUACUUCUUUGCUACAAUGGCUUUAAUCAUAUCAAUUCGAUCCUUUCUGUACACAGAAUUUAAUAAAAAGUUGUUUCUAUCAAAUUUGUUGUCUGAUCAUAUACUGAUGAAUUUGCAAGUGAUGAAAGAAUAGCCUCAAAAUGUAUAAAUACUUACA